GCCGUUCAAUGGCGGCUAUUAAGGCAAACCGUGACUUGGCCGAGUCAUUGAAGGAAGGGAAUUCAUUUGUUUUUAAGGAUUGGGAGUUAAAAUCCGGCAUAUACAAAACGGAAUUGAUCCAGAAAGCAAUUAAUGAUAUGUGGUUUGCAAAUCGCUGUGACGAAGGUAUACUCUAUGCUAAAUACUUCGAUCCUUUACCUGUGAAAUUGAUGGCGCUGGUACUCACGGUGAUGGAAUGUUGUGUCGACGAGUGGACCACUGGAGUCAGGGAAGACGUUAAAUUCUCCUCGGUGUCUUAUGGUCCGGUCUACCUUGCACAUCUCGACUCCUUGCAGCGGUUCGAGGAGCGCACUGCUCCCUACAAAUUACUGGAUAGAAUUCUUGAUAAUCUGCUUGACGUGGCUCGGUUACAUGCUGGUGGUAUAAACCCAUUCAAGACAGCAGAAUCUGUCGACGCCUUCGCCAAUGAUAUAUUUGAUGAGGCGAUCCGAGAGUAUGAAGUCGAAAUGCAAGCGGCGCAGGAUGGGCGUCCUGAAGGGGUAGAGGCUGGUGAUGCUGCUGGUGAUGCUUGAUGCUUCAGGAGGCCACUGGUUAUUACGAGUGUCAGAGGUACGGUUGUAUUUUUGCCACCCUGAAUACAUUCAAUUUCC
Messenger RNA from Suillus subalutaceus, 650 nucleotides. RefSeq lists its product as uncharacterized. The record is from RefSeq and is a predicted model, not a curated record. The transcript has 4 exons. Bases 9 to 572 code for a protein of 187 amino acids. Lineage: Eukaryota; Fungi; Basidiomycota; Agaricomycetes; Boletales; Suillaceae.